AAAAACAUGGUGUAGCUGCAUUGCAACUUGCGGCUCUUUUCGUUUAAGACAAAGUGUUUCUGAUAAGAUUAACGUAGGUUUCAAGACGUUUUUCUGGUGUUCUUGGUUUUCACGUCUCUUGUUCAAAUCUCGUCUUACAGGAAACGCUGCCAAGAUGCCUGUCCUGUGCAGCAGCUGCUCCGAGAAGCGCGCUGUGCUGAAACGUCCAAAAACCGGCCACUCUCUGUGUAAGGCAUGCUUCUUCUGGGCUUUUGAGGAGGAGGUGCAUCGGACCAUUGUGGCAGCAAAGCUCUUCAGACCCGGGGAGACCGUUGGCAUUGCCGCCUCGGGUGGAAAGGACUCCACGGUGCUCGCACACGUCAUGAAGCUUCUGAACGAGAGGCACGGCUACGGACUCGAACUCAUGCUGAUAUCCGUGGAUGAAGGAAUCACCGGUUACCGAGACGACUCCUUGGAGACGGUGAAGAGAAACCAGCAGCAGUACGAACUGCCGCUGAAGAUCGUCUCGUAUGAGGAGCUGUACGGCUGGACGAUGGACGCCAUAGUGAAGCAGGUGGGACUGAAAAACAACUGCACCUUCUGCGGGGUGUUCAGGAGACAGGCGCUGGACCGAGGAGCCAUCAUGCUGAAAGUGGACAAGAUUUGUACAGGUCACAAUGCCGAUGACGUGGCAGAAACGGUUUUAAUGAACAUCUUGCGCGGGGACAUAGCUCGUCUACGUCGCUGCACCGCCAUUUCCACGGCCAGCGAGGGCGACGGGGUCGUGCCUCGCUGCAAACCCCUCAAAUACGCCUACGAGAAAGAGAUCGUCCUGUACGCCUACUUUAAGAAACUGGACUACUUUUCGACAGAGUGCAUAUACUCCCCUAACGCCUACCGAGGUUACGCAAGGACCUUCCUCAAGGACCUGGAGAGCAUACGGCCCAGCUCAAUAAUGGACAUCAUCCACUCCGGUGAGAACCUGUCUGUUCGCGAGGGCGUGAAGAUGCCAGUCCAGGGGACCUGCAGCCGCUGCGGCUACAUCUCCAGCCAGGCACUCUGCAAGUCGUGCGUACUGCUGGAGGGCCUGAAUCGCGGUCUGCCUAAGCUGGGCAUAGGGAAGCACCACCGCCUGCACGAGAAGAUUCUCUCCCAGCAGCCUCUCACAGAGCAAGAGGAGAGGAAGCUCAAAUCAGUAGAUUUUUGAUGGUAUCCAUGUAUUUAUCUAAAGAUUUAAGAUGAUUUUUUAAAAGCAUAAUUUCAGCAUAAACAGCUUUCAACUGGAGUGUUGAAUGUACUUUUACCAGAGUUAUGAAAUUGAAAUAAUUUUUCCUUGCAGAAAUGAGGUUUUAUUUGGAUUUUUUUAAAGUCAUCGGUAUAUUUUCCCAGAAUUCUCAGAAAUUAGAUUAAUUUUCAAGUCUGUGUGAGCUUUACAACUUUUAAAACAGUUUUUUUCAUUAUAAUUUCACUUUAUCAAAAUGCUUUAGUUUUUUUUUUUUUACGUUCUAUAUAUUUUUGAUGACUCAUCGUCUUAGAGGGUACUUCAAGUGGAUCGGAACUAUUCUGCACUAUUUGCUGGUUUGUGUUCGAAUAUUUGGACCCCUGAAUAUUUUCUACUGACCGUGCAUCAUUUCAUACUCGCUUUGACAACUGGUAGUUUAAAUAAUCUGUGAAAUUUGAGCGUUCUGACUCGUGAGAAAUUAUGAAAAGCUUAACCAUAGCGAAAAUGGAAGAAUGGGACAAACUGAUCCAGAGAUGUUUUAUGAACUAUAAUAAAUGAUUUUCUUGAUCCACA
This is a messenger RNA of Poecilia reticulata (guppy), 1774 nucleotides long. RefSeq names its product cytosolic thiouridylase subunit 1 homolog (S. pombe) (gene ctu1). Gene Ontology annotation, cellular component: cytosolic tRNA wobble base thiouridylase complex; mitochondrion. Lineage: Eukaryota; Metazoa; Chordata; Actinopteri; Cyprinodontiformes; Poeciliidae. Gene Ontology annotation, molecular function: tRNA binding. The record is from RefSeq and is a predicted model, not a curated record. Gene Ontology annotation, biological process: tRNA wobble position uridine thiolation.